CUUCCUCGCGCACGCGCCCCUGAAGCCACUUGUCUUCUCAGUACUCCGCUCGCCGUCCCCAGCCCGGGCGCAGCAAUGGCUCUCAACCUGGAGGACUAUUUCCGUACGGUUUACCAGGAGAAAAUGUUGGUGCACAUGCCGGAGCGGGAGGAUGAGCACCUCACACCGGUGACAAGGCUGCUGGAGAAGAGACGGGAGAUGGCCGAGGUGGAGCAGGCGCUCGCAGCACAGAAAGAGGAAUUCCAGAUGAAGAUGGAGAGUUUGCAGCAGCGCCGAGAAGAACUGGAAAGGAAAGAAGAGCAACUGAAGGAGUCCCUCCUCAAGUUUGACAGAUUUCUCAAAGAGAACGAUUCAAAGCGCAGUCGGGCCCUUAAGAAGGCCCAGGAGGAGAAGGAGAUGGCCCGACUCAAAGACCGCGACAUCGAAGAACUGAACAAGGAGAUCGUGCUGCUGGCUGUUAAAAAGGACAACCUGCAUAAGAAAGUGGAGAAGAAUGCCAUCUUCUGGCAGUACCUACAGAAAGUCACAGAGAAAUCCGAGAAGUUUGAGGAGAUCCGAGAGAUUCUGGGCCGCUUCGACACCCUCAUCUCCACCCAGGAGCAGCUGCUAGUGCGAGAAAGCGAGAACCAGGAGAGGAUUGAGAACGAGCGGCUGUGGCUGCACCAGUUCAUCGAGGAGAAAAACAACAAGAUCCUGCAGUAUAACAACGAGCUGGCCACCCUGCAGAGCCGGCUGGACAACGCCAGGUCUGAGGCCAUCAGAUGGGAGUCCAAGUGGAAUCACAUCCAGAACACGGCGGCUAAAAAAACGCUCCUGCUCGGCCAAAUCAAAAUGGUGACUCUGAACCUGUUCCAGCUGGUGAACAAGCAAUCUGUACAGCAGGAGGACAUCCCCAUCGAGGACACCGCUGGACAGCUCAAGAAGAUACAGAUGUUUAUUCUAAACUUGACUGAAGUCCUGGCUGACCUGAAGAGGAUGGAUGUCGCCACCUCAUCCCACUCUCUGCCACAUCCAAACUAGGAAGAUCGCAGUUAAGAUGGCCGCGUUGUCAUUACGGACUUGCUGUCUAAAUGCAGAUGUCUGCAGUGCUGCCGAAGAGACAGAGAUCCUGCGGACAAAACCAAAAGCAAACAUUAUUCAUUUUUGUCACUUCAUUGUUUUUAACUUAAGUAAUGCUUAUUUUCUUACAACUUUACUAUGAUCCUUGUUCAUUUUUAUCCAUUGCAGAAUGAAUGCCAACAAAUUAGUAUAAUGGCAGCAUUGGCUUUGAUUGAAUUCCCACAGUGCAGCCUUGGCUCAUUUACAUUCCCUGAACAAACAUUCGCAGCCAUUACAAGAAAAACUUCCUGUAACUUCCUCAGCCAAAAAUAAAUAUUGUUUAUUUUUAUAUUUUACUUAUACACAUAUAUAUGUAUUAUAUAUCACACACACACACAAAAUGUUUACUUUUGGUUGAGGAAGUUACAGGAAAUUUCACGCAGAGACUGUCACCUCAGCCAGGGCUGUACCAGGAUCUUUACCCAGCCGGGAUGUCA
Messenger RNA from Erpetoichthys calabaricus (reedfish), 1535 nucleotides. Its product is annotated as coiled-coil domain-containing protein 42 homolog. The transcript has 7 exons. NCBI's taxonomy places the organism in Eukaryota, Metazoa, Chordata, Cladistia, Polypteriformes, Polypteridae. The record is from RefSeq and is a predicted model, not a curated record. The coding region runs from base 76 to 1020 and encodes 314 amino acids.